Alligator mississippiensis (American alligator) is the source of this 5593-nucleotide messenger RNA. RefSeq names its product synaptotagmin 6 (gene SYT6). NCBI's taxonomy places the organism in Eukaryota, Metazoa, Chordata, Crocodylia, Alligatoridae. Gene Ontology annotation, molecular function: calcium ion binding; phosphatidylserine binding; syntaxin binding. The record is from RefSeq and is a predicted model, not a curated record. Bases 1 to 1527 code for a protein of 508 amino acids. Gene Ontology annotation, biological process: cellular response to calcium ion; regulation of calcium ion-dependent exocytosis; calcium-ion regulated exocytosis. Gene Ontology annotation, cellular component: membrane. The transcript has 7 exons.
AUGAGCGCGGCGGGCGCGGACGGGCGGUGCCCGCGGGCGCUGCGGCUCCUGGCCGAGCUGUGCCGCGCGCGGAGCCUGCCCGGCCUCGACGGGGACACGUGCCGCGACGUGCUGCGCCUGCCCGCCGACCGGAGCCUCAGCCUCGCGCAGCCAGAGCUCUCCGUCAGCCUCCUGGCACUGGUAGUUAUUGUGUGUGGCCUCGCCCUGGUGGCAGUCUUUCUCUUUCUCUUUUGGAAGCUGUGCUGGGUGCCCUGGAGGCAGAAGGCUGUUCCCGCUAACCCCGCCAGCGCCCCCAGCGAGCCGGACCGCGGCAAGGAGGCCAUGGCCGACAAGCUGAAGGACACGGGCACCCUCGGCUUCCUGGAGGCAGCGGUGAAGAUCAGCCACACGUCCCCAGACAUCCCGGCAGAGGUCCAGCUCUCCAUGAAGGACCACGUCAUGCGGCACGCACGGAUCCAGCGGCAGACCACGGAGCCGGCAUCCUCCACCAGGCACAUCUCCUUCAAGAGGCACCUGCCGCGGCAGAUGCACGUGUCCAGCGUGGACUACGGCAUGGACCUGCUGCCUGCGGCCGAGCAGCCGACCAGCAUCGGCCGGAUCAAGCCCGAGCUCUAUAAGCAGAAAUCUGUGGACUCGGAGGAUCCCAAGAAGGAGGCGGAGAAGACCUGCGGGAAAAUCAACUUCGCGCUCAAAUACGACUACGAGAACGAGACGCUGAUCGUGCGGAUCCUCAAGGCCUUCGACCUGCCGGCCAAGGAUUUCUGCGGCAGCUCGGACCCCUACGUCAAGAUCUACCUCCUGCCCGACAGGAAGCGCAAGUUCCAGACGCGGGUGCACAGGAAGACGCUCAACCCCACCUUCGACGAGUCCUUCCACUUCCCCGUGCCCUACGAGGAGCUGCCCAGCAGGAAGCUGCACCUCAGCGUCUUUGACUUUGACAGGUUCUCCCGGCACGACAUGAUCGGGGAGGUGAUCCUGGAGAACCUGUUUGAGGCCUCCGACCUCUCCCGGGAGACCUCCAUCUGGAAGGACAUCCAGUACGCGACCACCGAAAGCGUGGACCUGGGCGAGAUCAUGUUUUCCCUGUGUUACCUGCCAACUGCCGGACGCCUCACUUUAACCGUCAUCAAGUGCAGGAAUCUUAAAGCUAUGGACAUUACCGGCUACUCAGAUCCGUACGUCAAGGUGUCCCUGCUCUGCGAUGGGCGAAGGCUGAAAAAGAAGAAAACCACCAUAAAGAAGAACACGCUGAACCCCACCUACAACGAGGCGAUAAUCUUUGAUAUCCCCCCGGAGAACAUGGAUCAAGUCAGCCUGCUGAUCUCCGUCAUGGAUUACGAUCGCGUGGGCCAUAACGAGAUCAUUGGGGUCUGCCGCGUGGGGAUCAAUGCCGAGGGCCUGGGCAGAGACCACUGGAACGAGAUGCUGGCGUACCCGCGGAAGCCGAUUGCUCACUGGCACCCGUUAGUGGAGGUGAAGAAAUCCUUCAAAGAGCAGGCACCUGCUGCCGGAAGGGAACACAACUGAUGAAUCCCCUUCUCCGGAGCGACAGGAAUUCGCCACCGCUCAGCAGAGCCCUCCACGACCGUCCCGUCUGCAGCAUGCGUCCUGCCCGGAUACCGUCGCCGCGUGCACAGGGCCUGGGUUUGACGCUCAUCUUCACAAGAGCCCAGCACGGAUCCUCCCGGCUUCUGCAACCAGUCUGAGACCUGCCGGAUGAGAUCUCGGCCAGGCAGCGGACGCUAACACCGUCCCAGUGACUUCAGUGGAGCUAUUCGGACUUGCAGGAGCUGAGAAUUUGCCCCCUUUCUUAUAGGCCUGUCCUGAUCUCACUUCACCCCGGUGGAAAUGGGGAGCAGCUUCCCUGAAGUCAGCAGUGUAAGUCAGGUGUAAAUCGGACCAGGAUCAGGCCCGCUGGCCUCGCUGAUCUGGAGACUGUUCCCGAUCGCAGUGCCUCUGGGCGCUGAGCUGUACCUCUGGAUGCACCGCGCGGCCCAAACCGGUCACACGCCGCUCGGCCUCUCGCACCCAGGCCUGCGCUGCCAGGCAGCCCGUGACGGCCGCCUGGGGCCUGGGGCGGCUCCGGCUCCGGGUACGCGUGACAUGCAGCGACCGGGAGGUCAGAGACGGCCCCGCAGCAGCUGAUGGCAGCUGUCACGUCCGACCGGGAGGAAGAGCUGCUUCCCUGCCCUGCCUCAGGCUGGCUCUGUCCCAGACUGGCGCGCUGAGACCCUGGCUCCCGGGGGAAAUCGGAUGGAUCAGUUCAGCUUGUACAAAACAGGAGCCCAGCUGAAAAACCCUGCCCUCCCGCUUCCGCCUCCCAGCCACAGCCCAGCGCGUGCUGCCGGCCCACAGCCGCCCUGGCCCUCGUUCCGUGUCUGUCUGAGUUGCAGCCCUGCUCUGCAACCCUGCAGUGCACGGACACGCCGCGGCAGCAGGCAGAAAGCAGCCCAGUGUGCCAGGCAGCCGUGACCGGGGAAGCGCGAUUUGUCUGUUGUGCCUAACUAAAUCUCCCUCUCUGCAUAUCAGAUGUAUAGCCGUGUGUCGCGUACGGGGCAGCUGAGGCCCGGAAGGCCCUGGGACGUGCCCCAGCACCCACAGGCAGCUCGGAGUCGCCGGCACCCCCGCAGAGAGGUCCUUGCGCUGUCACCGUGUGAUGGGGAGGCGAAGCCCUAGAGCUCCUCUGCCUUCAGGUGUUGAUUUGCAACGCUGGCGGCUCCAGCCUUGUGCCUCCCCCUCCUCCCGCACCCUCCCGUCUGCUGCAGCGUGGGGGCAGCCCCCACUGCCGUCUUCAGGCACCUCAGUAAUGACUAGGCAGCUGUGUGGGUAGCCAGCUACCGGUCUUCUCCUGUAAUUGGCAGGUAACUCGUUCCCAGAGCCUUCCGGUACAGGAGAUGAUCAACCGUGCCAUCCUAACCGUGCAGUCGUGGGGCAGCAGUGAGUCAGAGCUCUGCCUGGCCUCCAGAGUGGUGACGGACGGCGCGGGAGAGCCAACACGGUGCGUGGAGCAGGGCCUGCAGCCUGCCACCUGCCUUGGCGGAGCCCGUCAGCACCGGGGCAUGGGGCCCUGGCAUGGGCAGGCCAGCGGCCACUGCCCCCGGCUGCCAGGGAGCUUGUGCUGCCUCGAGUACCCACAACAGCCAGCCCUACCCAGGAGACUCCUCUUCUGCCCUUCGGCCAGUCGGUCGGUGCCUUUCCCAGCGCACAGCUGGAUCUGGCACGGAAACUGGUGCGGAUGCUCUGAAAGAAGAGCGAGCUGCAAACCGGAGAGCUUGGAGCCCCAGCCUGCGAGAGGCAGCUGGGCUUUCCUGCCCCUGGGUUCCUUAUGGUCUUCCCACGCAACCAGCUUGCGGCCCUCUCGUCUCCAAAUCAAGACCCCGGCUGUGCAAAGAGAAGAGGUUGCUUUUUUCCAGCCCCCUCUAAUUCCUCUGCUGCUAAUCCAGACUUUAACAUACGCUGAAACAGGCCCUGGCUUCGGUCCUUUGGACAGUCUGUCUAGAUGCACGUGUCACCCUUUGGACUUGGAAUAAAAUGACAGACCUGGGACGAAGGACCUGAAAGAGAUGUUUCGGUGAAGAAGAGCUCCCCACUGGCAGCAACGCCUCGGCCGUCCCUUCGGCAGCGUCGGGUGCAGAUGUCUGCUCCCAGACAGCGCCCGUGACGCUGCCGUGCGCCUUCCCACGGGCAGGGCUGUCCUCGGCUCUUGUUCGGGAGCAUUGCCCAAGAGAAGGCAGGUCCUCCAGCCCUACCCAGCCUCCUCUGAUGUCCCAGCAGUGAGCAGAGCACUGAGCCAGGCCGGAGGUUGCAUGAGCCAGGACUCGGCUCUCCCUGCAUCUUGGUCGCUGCCCUGAUGACCCUCUUCUCAUCACUGGUCACCUCCAGACUGCUCCAGUAACGGCACUGAACCCUUCUCCUGCGUCACCAGUGAGCGGCACCCAGAUAUGUCUCUGCCGCAAGAACGGCUCCAGCCCCGGUGCACAGUCGCUGCUGCAUGCUCCCAGCACCCGGAUCUCUCGGCACUGCUGUCUCCACGCGUCAGGCAGCCAGGAGAGGCAUGUGGCAUGUUUGCAAGGCAAGAGACAAAAAAAUUACAGGGUAUCCAUGUAAGCAGUCAAGGGAACCGUGGAAAAUGGAGCUCCCGCUCUCACGCAUGAAAGGAGAAAGCUGCACCUGGCAGCAUCACUGCCCUGGUGAGGGGUCUCCAAGGCCAUGGAGCUCCUCUGGUGUUUGCCACGGGGGCAUUCGCUGGGUGAAACGGGGAAACCCCCAAAGCACUACUUCCCCUGAGACAGGCUCAGCCUUGCAAUGGAAAUAGCCCUCCCCGCUUAACGAUAUGAAAAUCAGGCUCCUGGGGCUUUGGCUGCACCUGACAUCUGGGAACUGCCACGCUCCCAGCUGGCGAGUGCAGAAGGAGCGACUCUGCUGUAAUUAGAGACCAGAGCACGUCUUCAGGUUUCUUCAGACACACAGGUCGCACGCGCUGGUCUCUCCAGAGCUUUCAUCACCGUUAAGAAGGAAUCGUGUCCCUGCUCAAUCCAGAGUUGCAGAGGGGUUGCUUGGGAUGUCUGUUUUGUCUGGGGGGAAAGAGUAAACUACAGCCCCGGCUCAGCCCCGGCCCUGACCAGAAUUUGCACAGGCAAGCAAUGCAGGCCAGUCUACUGCCACCAGCAUAAAGCUAGCCUUCGAGUACCCUGCGUGUGCCGCGUGCUCUGCCAGCGCAGGCUGACCCAGCACGGGCGCCGGCCAGAGCAUCCCCUGCCAGCCGUCCGCCACUCGCAGCAGAGCGCAGUCCAGCCGGGCGCCGGCACUCCAGGAUGCCUGGGAACUGGCUCGAUGCGUGAUGCGCGGUCAGGUGUGGGACCAAGCUCACUCAGCGCCCUGGCUGCUCUCUGGGCCGGGGAGCAGCUGCUCUGGGGCAGAGCAUCUCAGCCAGCCAGAGCUUCCCUGCUCACGCGCUGCCCGGAUGUUGCGGGGUUUCCCCGGGCCCUUUCCAGAGCGCUGGGGAGGCAGGGGAAGGAGCAGUGCACGGCGCUGUCUGUUGGGGACACGCGCAGGGUGUCGGGAAGAGAUGGGGAGGUGGGCAAGAGCUCGGGAGCUCGAGUCAGGCCGGCUUCACGCUGUAAUCCCUGCCCUGAGACAAACGGGUUACAAUGCCUGAUCCCGAGCCCCGGGCAAUGGGCGCUUGCUACGUGCUGCACCUUCCUCUCUCACAAGCCUGAGGAACGGCUCUAGCCCGGGCAGCUGCGGAGCUGCAUUACCUCAUCGUUACUGGAAGGACUUAAUUAAGUGUCUGUGCUAAAAUGGGAAACGGCAGGAGCGCUUGCUGAGCGCAAACCUGCUCCAGCCAAGGUGCACGGUCAAGGUCCCCCCACCCCCGUGUUCACAGUCCUAGCGACCGGGGCCUGGCUUAUGAGAGCACCUGAGGCCACCAGGCCUGCGCCAAGGGCCGAGCGAUGGGCGCCCGAAUGUCGGCUGGCGGUUAGCCUAUCGCUCGCGGGCGGUGAGGAGCCACAGGCAGGACGGGGACGUGGCAUGAUUACACACUAACUACCCCCUUCCACUUCCCGUAGCAUAACAUGUGGCUUUUCUCUCC